Molecule: messenger RNA, 1500 nt
Organism: Terrapene triunguis (Three-toed box turtle)
Lineage: Eukaryota; Metazoa; Chordata; Testudines; Emydidae
Exons: 3
Coding region: 262-1338 (358 amino acids)
Source: RefSeq, a predicted model, not a curated record
UUGAAUGGGGGAGGUAGGAGAAGGCAGAGUCAGUGGAAAGGGGAAGGAGCCACCGGAGAGGAGAUGAACAGCCCUCUGCAGUGUUUACACUCAGAAUAUUCCAGGGCUGGUUUUGCUUUUCUCUCAGGUCCUGUCCAUUUCGGUACGGCCCAGGAGCUCACUCCUGUCCACAACGGGGCCGAGAGCAUCUACCAGAUUGGAGUGUCAGUUGGAGCUGUGUGGGGGCAGCCCUUCAUACGUACAGGGUGAGCCGGAGGAGACAUGGCCCAGUCACAUAGAUCAACAGUGGGCUCCAGUCUAGUCCCUAGAUCAUUGGUCCCUCGGAAGGACUCCCUGGGCACAGACGUCUUUCGCGAUGACAAUGGAGACUGCAUCGUCCGCUCCGACCUGGGCUGCUACCUGCAGACUAAAGAUUUCCUUGAGAGGGGGCAUGACAUCAAGAUCCGGAGACUGCACCCUGCAUGCCAGGGCGGGGAUCACUAUGUGGGCAACAGGCAGGAAUCCAAUAUCUACAUCAUCAAGGGCAGUUCCUACCGGGUGGUGAGGGACCUGAGCACAGAUAAGGGAGCUCAGAUCUUUGAGCUGCAUCCCAGGUGCCGCGGUGGGGACCACUACGGGAGGGCUGGUUGGACCUUCUUCAUCAUUUUCCAAAACCAGGGUGAAAUCCGCUGGGUGACUAAUUUGAGGACAGCUGAAGGUGAAAAAACCUUUGUCUUGCAUCCUGAAUGCUGCAAGGGGCUCUACUACUUUGGCAUCGAUCAGUACCUAGCCCUGAUCAAGAUGGAUGAGAAGUGGGGAGCUCAUUUCUACCUGUACCCAGAUGCAAGCAAAGACAAGCUGGACUCCUUCUUCUCCAUCCACCCCGACGUGCUGAACUUCUUCCCUGGGGGCUUGACCCUCACCAAGGGCAUCUCAACCUGUGGCUGGGAGUGCAUCAAGACCCUGCACAACAACUCCGACUCCCCCAUCACCUGGUCUGACAAGGUCACCCGCAAGGUGGGCUAUGCCAAGCAGAAGAUGUCCACCAUUGAGCACAACUGGAGCAUCUCCACUGAGAUGUCCAUCGGGGCUGGAGACCUCACCAAGCUCAUCACCCAGCUCCAGUUCUCCCUCAAGGCUGAGUACGGCGGGAGAAGCAUCCGCACGGAACAGGAGGACUGGAAUGAAGCCCGAGAAGAAGAGGAGUCAAUCCAGGUGACCCUGGAGCCCCAAAAGAACUUGCACAUCUGGCAGUACCAGCUCGGCAUAGGCCAGGAGCCCAUCUUGUUCUGCAGAGACAUCCAGUUCACCAAAGAAAACAAACCACCCGACCGCAUCCUGCUGCCUCCAGUCCCCUAAGUGCCCAUGAGGAUGGAGAAUGCAGCACCAUGAUGCUAUUCUUUGCCCUAGUAUUACCCCUUCCGGUCUUUCCCUCAGCUGGCCAAAUUUCACCCACCUCAUCCCAGCUGUUCUCCUCCUGGUUUUCCUCCUGUUCCCAGCUUUACUCAAAUCUUGUCUGCA